This is a messenger RNA of Megalobrama amblycephala (Wuchang bream), 6870 nucleotides long. It is a transcript of the gene gvin1l2, whose product is annotated as interferon-induced very large GTPase 1. The transcript is spliced from 5 exons. Gene Ontology annotation, molecular function: GTP binding. NCBI's taxonomy places the organism in Eukaryota, Metazoa, Chordata, Actinopteri, Cypriniformes, Xenocyprididae. The record is from RefSeq and is a predicted model, not a curated record. The coding region runs from base 1873 to 6495 and encodes 1540 amino acids.
GAAGGACACUCUAUAUGAUCGGUUAUGAUUGGAUCUGAUUGGUUCGUGCGAUAAACCGCGCCUCUUGUUUUCGUGCGCGUUCGCGAAUCGACCUGAAUGGAGAAAACGAUGCCAUUAAUGGGGAGAUUAAAAAAGUAGUCCUGGGCAGAGCACGUCUACCGUGGUGAUACUCUGAGAAGUCAAGGAUCUAGAGCUGCAUCUUUCUGACACAGCCAGACACACUCACACAGCUAAGUCAUUUAAAGAGCUUUGCGUUACAGAAAUAGGAGGCAUGUAAUCUUUUCCUAUGCGCACAUGAGCGUUUAUCCCUCUGGGUAGAGCUUUAACCUCAUCCUGAGCCAGACAUUACACUUUAACUUGAAUUACCUGAAUUUGACUUAAGAACAUAGCAACCAAAGAACAUAGCAACCACACUGCUAAGUGCUAAAGCUAAGUGCUAAAGUCUUCAGAAAAUGUAAAAAUGCACUUUUCAAAAUAACCUGCUUUUGCAUUGUCUCACAAAAAGUUUUGCUUUCCCCAGUCAAACUUUCUCAUGCAAAAGUAUUGCAUUCCUUAGGAAAAGCUGCAAAAGCAUUGAAAUAUUGCAUUGAAAUUCCUCCCACCUCAUAAUAUUUUCAUCAUCAUUGCAAAAGUUUCUCAGAGGAGUGCAAAAACAUUGAAAUAUAUUUUUUCCCUUCACCAUAUCCUUUUAGGGUCUCUGUAAAAACUAUACAUUUUUCAUUAAAUCAGGACAUGUCAUUAAAACUUUACUUUUCCACAUUAAAAAUCACAAUUGUAAACAAGUCUAUCUAUAAAGAUGUUAUCAAAGUACAUGAAUGUUCAGAAUCUCUUCUCUACUAAUCAAACUUUAAUCAGUCAGUAACUGGAUAGAUAACUGAAGGUUUGAUGUCACUAAUGAAGUCAUCACCCCUGCAUGAAAGCUAAUCACGUUUACAGCCACGGCUGCAUAAUCCUAAUCUAUACACCAUAAAUGCAUUAAAAAUUAACAGCAAUAGUAAUUCAAACUAGAUUUUUAAAUUUGGUACUUGCCACAAUGUUUUGGGUUCCCAAUUUUGCUAAGCUGUUUUUGAGUGUCUUCUACGUGAGCACACCAUCAAGUCACUGGAUAUGGCUUAAGAAUCUUAUUUAAUGUACUGUAAGUCUGUACAAUUUUUUUUUUGCACAUUUUAUUUUCUGAAAUAUCAAAAUAUCUGCAAAAAAAAAUAGGUUUUUCUUAGACCGAACCUUUCUGAGGAGUUCGCACAGGUUUCCUAGCAGAGUAACCAAAUGUUGUUGUUUACAAAUUUAACAAGCUUUUUUGUGAAAUGUUAUACAUGAAAAGUCUAUUUAUGCUUAAAAAUAUAUGCAUUUAUCUUUAAAUGAAAUGCCACUUGGUUUGAUAUUUUGUUACCUAAACAAAUGUAUAGAACUGUUUUAGACAAUCACAUAACACAUUGCUUAAUACUGUGUAAGAAGUUUGUUUGGAUUAUUUGGUACUUUUUCUGCUUCACGGGGGUUGUUUUGAUAUGGAAGUGUGUACGUGAUCAAGAACUGUAUGUGCGUACAUACCUAAUGAAUGGGGUGGGGUGGGGGGAAUUCCACAAAAGCAGACCUUAUCGCUCUCAGGUCUCAUAUAAGAGCUCAAUGUUAUGUCCAUGUUGGUUCCAUCUAAUGACAGCACAGCUCACAGCUAAUGAAAGUAUCAGAUGGAUGCAGUUUAGAAAAGUCUGGCUAUAAUUUAUCCUCCAUCAAGGACACGAAAAUCUAAUUUGACCUUUUUAGGACAGUUUCGUAAGCAAAAAUAUGGACACUCUUUAACAUUGCCAUUAUUUGCCGGCUGGUCAAUGUGAUCCUACAAAUUAUAACUGACAACCAAAUAAACACUCUAAAACAAUGUCUCUACAUCGGAAGAUUGCCCCCGACCUGGGGCCUCUUACUACCGAGAUAGUGUCUGAAAUUGACAGGGACAAGCAUACUUUACUGUAUAUGCUGGACCUGCACAGGGAAAAGGUGUCGCCUAUGGAUCUUACAACAAUGCUAUAUGUAAACACUCCAAGCACUGAAGAUGACUUUCCACAGAACCCAACAGAGCUCUCAAAUGCAUUCCUCCGGCGGCUCUGGUUAUGUAAUCCCCAAGCCCGCAGCACUUACUGCAAGGUACCUGUAGGAGACUACAGUUUGGACAUGGAUGAGAAUUCACAAUGUGCUAUCAAUCCUUUAGACUUGGUUGCUGUCAUCUACAUGACAACAAAUAGUUUCCUACAGCAAGAGAUCACUCACAGAAUGUUGCAGUGCAACUUUGCAGUGCCUCUGUAUCUUCCACCAGUUUACCCAGAAAAGAAGGGGACCAUGCUUCUGUAUCCAUUUAGAGGUGUUCUGGGUCAGUGGAAGUCACCUUCUGAGGGAACUAUCAUGAAGAACAUGGCCAAUUCCAGGAUGCCAUUUCUCUCCGCAGUGAGGCUAGGUCGCUGCAGUGUCUCAAAAUCUCGAGUACUCAACCGUGUUCUUGGGAGUCCACACAAGCUGAAUGAGUGCUUCAUAAACUGUGGUAUGGAUGGAGGGCAGCUGCCUCGUGUUCUCUCAGAUGGUCUGGUGGAGAUGUGUUGGAACUUGCCUUCAGGAGAUCAUCAUUACAAUGUCUUCUCUCGUCCUGUGCUAGUAGCUAAUCUCCGUGGAGAUGCAGCCAACUGCGAAAAACAGAUGAGUCUGCUGUGUUACGCAUCUGCAGUCCUCAUAGUGUUCUGCGGAAGUUUUGGUGCCAAGGAACGAGAACUGCUUGCCUCAUGGAGGGAGAAUACAAGCCACAUGAUUAUAAUUGACUGCUCAACAUCAGUAGAGGAUGGCCAAGAGAAUCAUAAUGAGAAAAUUAAACAAAGGCUGGUGAAGGAUUUAGAACUGCCUGAAGGAACAAUGCUUAAUGGCUAUGAAGGUAAUGAGGAAGAAAUUGCUGAAAUCUUAAGAGAUGUUCUUGAUCGCUUUAUUCCAUACCUGCACACCGCAAAUCUUGUAGGUACAGCUGGUAUGGCCAGUGACCUCGACAUUAAUGUUGAUGAAGAUGAGAUCUGUCGAAUGGCAUUCGGAGAAGUUGAAGAAGUCCUCAGUGGAAUUGAAGAUGGAAUGACCAGCUAUUUGGAGAACCAGCUGCCCUUGCAGGGUGUGGUAUGGAAACAGUUGUGUCAGAUGGAGAAGGAAGAGGGACGUCACCAACAACAUACGACCCAGAGCUUAAGAGCGGAGAAGGAAAAUCUUAUAAAACAACUGCUUGAUUAUAAAUUAACAACAGCCAUGAGAGCUUUUAUUGCAGCUCUCUGUUCAUUUGACACAACCAAGCGGGCAUUUUUCCUCUCUUGGAUGAGGGUGAAACUUGAAGUUGAGCAGUUGGAUAAACUGUCCCAUCUUAGGGGAACAAAUGAGGAAUGGAUGCAAGAACCUUGCAUUGGACUUGAACAUUUCCUUCGAGAAAUGGGAUUGGUCUACGAACGAUACUUCCGUGGUCCAAACAGUGACUUGUAUGACAUGUUCCGCUUACCGUAUGUAGGUGCUGAACUACUUUUGUAUGGAGUUCCCCUUGAGCUCUAUGAUGGGGAUGCCUCAGUAUUUCCCAUGAAAUGGGUAUAUAGCGUUCUUUAUGAGGUAUACAAGCAGCUGCCAAAGUUCAGUCGAUUGAGAGUUUUGACAAUCUUAGGUUUCCACAACUCUAAGAAUGCAGAGAUCUUAUCUGCAAUGUUUAGCGCCAACUUCCCAAAGUGGGGUAGAAGGCAUAUCAAAGGGGCGUACAUGCUUCUCCUCAGCCUGCCUGACAACUUAAGAAUGGAGAUGGACUGUGAAUUUCUGAUGUUGAUUGACACAGAAGGUUUGAACCGCCAAGCAGGAGGAAAUCUUGUCCAUGACAUUGAACUGGCUACCUUUGUUAGUGGACUUAGUGACAUUACUCUGGUAGAUUUACCAACUGAGGGUCAGGACGAAGCAAGAAGCAACCUUCAGAUUGCUGUCAGCGUUCUUCUCUCCACACAAAACCUGGAGAGGAAAACUACCUUUAAGGUUGCUUCAGAAGAUGCAGGAAUGGAUGGAAAAAUCCUGAGUUAUGUAAUUGAUGUACUUACCACAGGAGAGAUACCAAAUAAAUCUCAAAAAGAAACACUUCUCACAAGUGAAACAGGGGGUGUAAGCCAUAACCUGUCCAGCUCAUGGACCAGCAAUUCUGUGACAUCACAAAAUGAUCAAAUCAACAGUGAUGCAGUUCUGAGGCUAAAGAAAAGCCUGUUAAAGAUGUUCCAUGAAAAGGCAAUAAAUGGCCAGCCAACCUGCUUAGGUGCAUUAAUGGAGUACAUGUGCAAUCUAUGGGAGAAAGUGAAAAAUGAAAAUUUUGCCAUAAAGUUUGGAGACACGGGUGCAGCUGAUGCCAUCAUUGGCCUUUGCACAAAACUUGUACAGGGAGAGAAGCAGCUCAAUGAUCAACUAGAUCUUUGGGUUCAAGGGUUGGACAAUCACAUAACAGAGUUAAAAGAAUCGGCAUUACAAAAUGGACAAGGUAUGGAUUCAGAUGGCAUUCUCACAAUUUUGAGGAAUGAAGCAACUACCCAAAUCAGUACAGAGAGAGACCAAAUUAAGGCAAGUCUCUGGGACUACCUUAGGCAGGAAGAUAUUGAUAUUGCCCUUGUGGAAAAUUACAAAGGAAGCCUUCUCAAAAGAGUAGACCUCAUUCAAGAGCAAAUGACAUCUGAUGUUUCCCAGAAACUUGAGUCUGCUACCAUUCGCCAUGAAAUGACAAUAAAGAUGCAUGCCUUAUUGACAUCACUUGAAGCAGCCCUGGAGGUAAGGUUACGUUCACUCUUGCAGACCUACAAAAACAAUGACUCUGUGAUUGAGGACAAGGAGCUUGAACGUGAAUUUGUAAGUGUUUGGGAAAAUAUCCCAUCCAACAUGAAGGAACCUCCUCAAGAAACACAGGAAAUCUUAGCAAGGAUGAUGGAGCAGCUAAAGAAAAACCUAAGCAAUCGUGGUCUAAAAAAGCAAAAUGUUAGACUCCGAAAUGCAAACCAACUCAAUGGCUUUAAAGUGAAGACUAGCCAUUUUGCUUUGAAUAGUAAGAUGAAGAAAACAUUGAAGUACAAUAAGAAUGUUGCACAAAGAUUCACCAAUAAUUUGAUAGAAGACUGUGACAAGAGAGUCUCAGAAAAACUGAACCACAAAGAGUGCUAUUCAGACAGUUACAUGAGGGAGUUGCUUGCAAUUGUGGAUAAGGGUCUAGAAGUUUUAAAAGGCGAGUCAUUCAUGAUGAAUCCCAAAUUUGAAGCGGAUAUCAAAGGAUACAUCUGUAGCAAAGCACUGGUGUCAUUUCAAGAGGUGCAGCAGUUGCUCAUAAGGGAAAGGGAAACUAAAGAAAGAUUUCUAAAUGAGACCAAGGACAGGCACAUGUUGAAUUUCAUAUAUCAGUUCAGAAAAAGACACCAGUGUCAAAAAGCUGCUCAGUCUUUCACCAACCUGUGCCUCAAGCCAACAGCCGAAGACUUCAUUUACAGCAGUUUGGAGAGACAGAUAUUUGAUGACAUGCUCCAGAACAAAAAUGCACGGCUUUAUAGCUCACCAAAGAAGUUCCACUACGGUCUACUUAAAGAAAUGCUGCUAAAGGAUAGCUUUGAGAAUUUCCAUGAGUAUCUUCAGUCCCAUGAAAGCUUCAGCCGGAAGAGUAUUGAGAACUUUAUCAGAGCUCAUCUGUCAGGUUCUGUUAUGAUCGAAGACCGCAGGGAACAGAGAAUGCACCAAAUCUUUGAUUGGGUAAAGAGGAGCAUUAAGCAGGAAUCAGAAUCUAGUAGUGGGGCACAGAGCAAUGUUAGACUACUACUGGAGAAAGUUUGCAUCAGCCUGGAGAGUCUGGGAAAAAUCACUAUGCCAACUCAAAUCUUGGAAGAACCUUUGUUUGACAUAAGUACACAUCGUGAGCACUUCCUUGCAGACCUACAGGAAUCAGUCUCUGUGUUGUCCUCAUCAAUUGCUCAGGAAUUUAUGGAGAAUGAGGAUGUCAUUGAAGUCCCUGAUGACCUCCCUAAUAAACUUGAGGACAUGCUAUAUGACAGAGUGAAGGGGUGUGAUAAGCGUUGUCCUUUCUGCAAAGCUCCAUGCGACCUGGAAGAAAAAGAACAUAACGUGCACGAAGCUGUUGUGCAUCGACCUAAAGGCCUAGUGUGUUAUACCAAUGCCAACUCCACCACUCUGUCCCACAACACCUGCUCUGCAGAUAUUGUAGGACAAAACCAGUUUCAAAACAGACAUACAGGGGGUCAGUCUCUGCCCUUUAAGGAGUAUCGGUCCAUCUACCCAGACUGGAACAUUUACCCAGAGGAUUCUAGGAAUAAUGGGGCUGCAGUCUACUGGAGGUAUGUGUUCAUGAAGCACAACAGUAGAUUUGCCAAAGAAUAUCAGUGUGCACCUGCUGUAUUGCCUGAAGCAUGGGGGAAAAUCACAAAGGAGGAGGCGCUACAGAGCCUGAGAGAGGCCUUUCACAUUACAGAGUGAUAAUGCCCAUCACCCAUUAUUAUAUCCAUGAUUUCACUUCAGCUGAUAAAAGUUUUCUAUUAUAGAACUUUUCUCUAAAUAAAAAGACAGAAGGUGAAGUUUUCAUUCAUCACUUACAUGCCAGUUGAUGAAAAAUGUAUGAACCUUUUCCUGUAAUAAUGUGUUAUGACCAUUUCCUCAUAUAUUUACUCAUUUUCAUCUUAAAUAGCCUAUGUUAAAUGUAAAAAGCUAAAUGUAAUUCAACAAUACUCAUUGUUAGCAUAAUGUCUUCUGAUAUUUUACAAAUAUCAUGUAUGCCAGUAUGGGACUGUUACUCUUUCUUCAUUAAAAAUAAUGCUCUUAUAUCUAUACAACUAAAAACUAUUUUAAAAUCUG